Molecule: messenger RNA, 834 nt
Organism: Symbiodinium sp. CCMP2456
Lineage: Eukaryota; Dinophyceae; Suessiales; Symbiodiniaceae
Source: the annotation of a GenBank genome assembly
AUGCCGCUGGCAGAUGCCUAUGAAACUUUGGGGUUGCGCCGCUCCUGCAGCGACGACGAGGUCAAGCAGGCCUACAGAGCUCUUGCGCUCAAGAACCACCCUGACAAGGUACAGGAUGAGACGAGAAGGCGCUCGGCAACCGUGCGCUUCCAGGAGAUUCAGGCUGCCUACGAGAUCAUCAUCGAGACUAGGACAAGGACCCUCUCUUUAGCUGCUGUUGCCCCUGCCAGCCGCACAGCGCUCAUGGCCGCUUGUGAGCGAGGCGAUCUGGCCUUAGCCAGCAGCCUUCUGGCUGCUGCCGCAGACCUCAUGGCACAGGAUGCCACGGGGCGCUCUGCCAUUCUCUUCGCCGCCUCUGCAGCCAACCUUCAGGUUCUGAGACUGCUGUUGGAGCAUGCCGCAGAUGUGAACAGCUCCAACUGCGCCGGCCACACAUGCGUGAUGUAUGCUGUCGGGGCUGGCAUGCAGGACAGCUCCAAAGCUGCGCAGCGGCUGGACGUUGUGCGCCUGCUGCUGGAUGAAGGCGCUUCUGCCAACGGCGCCACUGGAUACGGCCUUUCUGCACUGAUGCUGGCCUCGGCUUCAGGACGCGUCGAGAUGAUUGAGCUGCUGGUCCAGCGAGCUGCCGAAAUCAACGCUUCAACGGACAUCGGCUUAACAGCUUUGACCAUGGCGGCUGACAAAGGGCACGUCGAUGCAGUCAAGCUUCUGCUACGAAGCACUGCGAGCGCUGACCACCGGUACUCGAAUGGCAAGACGGCCCUCAUGGGAGCCGCUGCUUUGGCGCAUCUUCGUCGAAAGAAGGCACACAGCCGUGGUCAUUGCACUACUUGA